AUGGCUAGCGCUACCAGAGUCAUUCGUGGCCAGCCACCCUCGCCGCCCGAAUCGACGGAUCAGAACACGGUGGCUGAUGCUAACCAAGACUUCCAUGGUAUACUUUCGCCAAAUUUCGGACAGCCUGAGCCUUUUUCGGCUGCAGACCUUCAUGCAAGCCAUGUUCCAAGCGAGGUGAAAUACGAGGCAGCAUCAUUUCUUCAGGAUUAUCUUUCCCCCCCUUCUUCACAAUUCGUGUCUAAUGACUAUCCGCGAAACAUAUCAUUGCAUCAUCCGAUCGACACGCCACCAUCCACAGCAGACGACUGUCAUGUUCCUGGAAGCCUGAGUUCGGCGCCGCAGUGGUCAUCGCCUCAGAGUCAGAGACAGCCCCCUAGACCAAGGGUCGCCAGGCCUCCCAGAAUGCGGCGCAAGGGUCGGAAGUUGAAGGACCGAGAGUCCAGACCUCAUGUUGACAAGCCGCUGAGCGAGUUGACCAAGCACUUGACACAUAUCCCAAUCAAGGACAUGGAAAGUUGGGUGCAUCGCUCCAUAGAAACUCGGCGCCAGGAAGUCGCGAAGAAAAAUGGCAAGAUUGCCCGCCCGAUGAACUCAUUCAUGCUCUACCGGUCUGCAUUUGCGGAGAGAGCAAAAGAAUGGUUCUCGCAGAACAAUCACCAGGUGGUCUCUGAAGCUGCCGGUGAUAGCUGGAAACUGGAGCCUGCCGAGAUUCGUGGGAAGUACGAGCAUCUGGCGACUGUUGAGAAGGCCAACCAUCUGAAAGCACAUCCCGGCUACAAGUUCUCCCCGGCAAAGGAUAAGAAGAAACGGGCGGGUGUCGACGAUGAUGGUAAUCUGGCAAAUACUCCUGAUUCUAGCCCAGCUCUGCUACAAAGCCAUGGCAUGAGCUCGUCAGAGGUGGAGAGCAGUGGUUGGGGCAGCCGUGACUCUACUCCCUUUGACUUUGCGGAACACGGCUUACCUACAGAAUCUAUUUUUGUUUCGUCUUCACCUUGGCACGCAAGUCGGGGUUCCAUGCCAGGCUACAUGCCUUCCUCUGACCCAUCUCCGUACCUACUUCACUCGGCACACCCGGGCUACAUGUCUCACCAUGACGACUUUCGGUUCAAACGGCCGAGUUUCCAGGACAUCUCGUACAACUCAUCAGCUUCUCUGGCAGGACUGCCAGGAGCGUCCCACCAUGACCUCCUCCAGCCCGCCAGCUCUGCUUCUACUCCGGGAAGCGGUCAGCUAGACCCCCAGCUUCUGACUCUCCCAAACGAACUUCCGGGUGCCAAUCAAAUGUAUAGCGUCCAUCAGCCAUUGUGGCCUGAUGCAUCGACAGUCAACGGUUAUGUUCCCAUGACAACCUCGAUGCCGCCAAGCUCAGUCGCCUAUCAGGCGGGCUCAGCCUACUCAUCGGCACCGGACAUCCAACACCUAGAAGGUCGCGACACAUGGGAUUCGCCCAAUGAUGCCAAAUUGGAGGGCUCUGGUGGCGACCUCAACUCCUGGAUGUCAUACUGA
Aspergillus aculeatinus CBS 121060 is the source of this 1506-nucleotide messenger RNA. RefSeq names its product HMG-box domain-containing protein. Gene Ontology annotation, molecular function: DNA-binding transcription factor activity, RNA polymerase II-specific; RNA polymerase II cis-regulatory region sequence-specific DNA binding. The record is from RefSeq and is a predicted model, not a curated record. The transcript is spliced from 3 exons. Lineage: Eukaryota; Fungi; Ascomycota; Eurotiomycetes; Eurotiales; Aspergillaceae. Gene Ontology annotation, cellular component: nucleus. The coding region runs from base 1 to 1506 and encodes 501 amino acids. Gene Ontology annotation, biological process: regulation of transcription by RNA polymerase II.